Molecule: messenger RNA, 3339 nt
Organism: Rhineura floridana
Lineage: Eukaryota; Metazoa; Chordata; Lepidosauria; Squamata; Rhineuridae
Gene: CD164
Product: CD164 molecule
Exons: 6
Coding region: 263-856 (197 amino acids)
Cellular component (GO): cytoplasmic vesicle
Source: RefSeq, a predicted model, not a curated record
ACGGAAGCAGUCCAUCCCUGGGAGCCUUUCCAUUGCAGCAAGCAGGCGGGGGUGGGGCUUGAAGGGAGUACGAGUGGACGACACCAUCCCUCAUUGAGCAGGGGUCCUAGCGUUUGCCUCAGUCGCGUCGCGCUGACCGCCGAACGGCUGCAUCACGUGACUGCAGACUUUGGCCGGCCGGGAAGUGGGGCGGUUGGGCUAGCUGAGGCUUAAACUGCGACGACGCUUCCUCGUGUGGCAAAUCCUCCUUGGUUCCCUCGCCAUGACCUGCUGCAACCACUUUCGCUGGGGGGGCCUGGGCUGGGCGCUGCUCCUGGUGGUUUUCGCCUCUUGCCUCACCUCGCCGUUUGGAGUGGCUGUAGAGGAGAAAGCUGACUGUGAAAAACAUACAAACUGCAGUUCCUGUAUUAGUAGUAUUGAACAGUCUCAAGUAAACUGCACGUGGCUUCAGUGCAAUGCAACUGAGUACUACUGCACAAAUGCAACAGAAUAUGGCAACUACUGUAUGCCUACCUUUGAAGGUGGAACAUGUUCAGUUUUCCCUAUCAAUGGUGCCACAGCCCGUACACCUACCACAGCCAACUCUUCUACCCCAGAUCCUACAACCAACAUAACUUCACCUACGGUCAAACCAACUGCUGCUAAACCUACAACACCCGCACAUGCUACUACCAACACAACUUCAGCAACAGGCUCAGCUUCUCCCAAACCAACUUCCAAACCAUCUCCACGCAAGUCCACCUUCGAUGCUGCCAGUUUCAUUGGUGGUAUUGUCCUUGUGCUGGGACUACAAGCAGUAAUCUUCUUUCUGUAUAAAUUUUGCAAGUCCAAAGAACAAAACUAUCAUACCCUCUAGGAUAUGUUGCUUUUAAGUGGACUUUGUAGAUCAACAUUUGUGGUUAGCUGCACCAAAAGAUCUUUAUUCCUUAUAGAAGACAUCAAUUCAAAAUACUCUUAGUCUUCAAAACUUUUUAAAAAAGAUAUUUGUGCAACAUGCUUGGAAGAAGAUUGUAUGAAUCAUGUUUUGCUCUGCAAGAAUACUUGCAGUAUUCUGCAUGAAUCCUUAUUGGCUGUCUGAAAUUUCUUUAGUGGCUGCUGCUGUGGAACUUUUUCUUCUACCUGACAGGCCAAAUGUAGACUUUACUAUUAGCUGUAUUCAGUGGCAGCAGUGUUUUUGGUAGAUAACCUUAUGAUUGCAAUGAUUAAAUUAGCCUUAAAUGCAGUGUCACCUUGCAUUAUUAAAAUGUGAAUUCCCAGUGACCUGGCAUAAAACUAUUUGUGUGAAGACUAUGGCUUUUUGUAGGUUUCUGCUAGGAGAUUGGGGCAGAAUUUGUUUUUUUUUCCUUAGGGAUUAUGGAAACCCAUAUUUUUCUAUACUAGGUGUCAGAAGGAUAAUUGUUUUCUAAUGUAAGUGUAUGCAGCCAUAGGAAGAAUGAUGAUCAAAGGAUACUAGUUCCUUGGUGUGUAAGGAAGAAACACCAGUGCCUUAAUGAGUAGGCUGCAAACUGAAAUGUUUGCGCCAUCUUAUUUGUUUGAGGUAUAGUGAAUGUCAUUCCAUUUCAGCAUUUUUUUUUAGGAGGCACAUGAACUUGGGUAUUAUUCAUAUACCUGUCUUUAAUUAAUUUUAGUGAAGACAGAUGUGGAAAGAAAACAUUGUAGGAGAUCUUCAUAUACUGCUCCUGAAGCCAUGUGUCUCUAGCCUUCACAUUACUUGUGUGGAAAGUUCUAACAUGCUUCACAAUUGAGAGCACUAGUUUCAGUAGACGCAUUCUGUGCUCACCAUUGAUGAGCUACUGUAAUUCUGUAUGGAUUAUAAGCCUUAUAAAGUAAUACAAUUUCCUUUCUCAGUUUCAUAAAAUAUGGAUAGUAUGACAGUCAUGAUGAAAGUCGGCAGGCUGAGCACUUGGAGCUACAGUACUUUAGCUUUUGAUAAUUGUCAAAAAUAGAGUGCUAGUGUUUGUUUUACAAGUUAUAGGGCAAGCAUAGUUUAAAUGCUAGAAAUGCAAUUUAUUUUAAGUGCUGCUCCUGUGCUUCCUUAAGCUGAUGAUGGUAAGCCUGGAUUUGUGGCUUAUUGUAAAAUGUAAGUUUAUUUUAAUUUCUCAACUUCCCUAGCCCCUGUAGCUUUAAUAGUAUUCACUUCAAUAAUGUUGCAUAGAAAGUUUGUCCAUAAUAAUACUUACCAAAUAGUACUGUAACUUUCUGGCAACUGCCCUUCUAAAAGACAAUCAGCUCAGGUGUAUGAAAUUGUCCAGCCAAUUUUCAGCAGGCAACACAUCUGAGGGGGGCAGUAUUUAAUGGUCUUAAGCUAUAUAGUCUAAUUCCCCUUUUUUGGUAGCUUCAUAAAUUUAGACUAAAUAUCUAAAUAUACCCUAGAAGUGCAUUAAUUUAUGCUUAUGUUUUAAAGAGUGACAGUGUUUUUUUAAAAAAGUACACUCUUAAGCUGUAAUAAGUGUAUGCUUGGUAGUAAAAUCUAUUUAGCAUUGCUUCCUUACUGGCUGUUGAAUGCCUGCUGUCUUGUAAACUUGUGGCAAAACAGUAAAUAACAGUGCUAUUUACAAUUCCAAAACUGAAAUUUGAGCCAGUUUUGUUACUGAGCCAAGAAUGUGCUGUUUAAAGACCACUAAACAGUCAUGUAUUCUGUGCUGAUCUUAACAUUAUGAGUCUCUUUCAAGUGCCUUAAAUUUUAUUAACGCCAGCCUCAUGUCUGUUGAAGAAAUGUGGGGAGGGGAAUUUUAGUCACUAGUCUUGCCCCAUAAUGCCAGCAAUUGCUAUUUUCCCCAAGAAAUUCAGGAAAUUCAGGUCUCACUGCUACUCUUCAGGAAGUCUGUUUCUUCUUGGUUGGCAUACAGAUGCAUGCUAAAUCUUAGGACAUUUCUAAUGUCUUCAUGCAGUGACAUAAUUGAUUUUCUACACCAAGCUUUAACAAUAACAUACCAAACUUUGGCUAAGGGGAUUUUAAUUGCUUAUUUUUACCUUCUAUAACUAGAUCGGUGAAAGUUAUUUUUGUUUUCAGUUUUUGUAGUGCUAUUAAUCUGGCUACUUGCAAAUUAGCUAAAGUAAUAGAUUUUCAUAGCUUCUGACUGCUGUUUGGAGUAUAUAGCAUAAGGUUUUUUUAAAACCCUGUCUGAAGUAGCUGAUCAUGUGAUCUAGUUUUAAGGCAGUGAAUUGUGACUUUCAAGCGCUUGAUCUGGAUUUUUCCUAAAAAAUUAACGUCUGCAAAUAUGUUGCAUCUGGAAUGGAAUGUUAUAGACAUUACUGUAUUUGCAUAUGUGUUGUCUUCAUUGGAAAAAAAUGCAAACUACUUAAUCACAAAACCAAAAUAAAUCAUUUAUUAAAAUG